This is a messenger RNA of Apus apus (common swift), 3655 nucleotides long. RefSeq names its product platelet activating factor receptor (gene PTAFR). The record is from RefSeq and is a predicted model, not a curated record. Gene Ontology annotation, cellular component: membrane. Gene Ontology annotation, molecular function: platelet activating factor receptor activity; G protein-coupled purinergic nucleotide receptor activity. Lineage: Eukaryota; Metazoa; Chordata; Aves; Apodiformes; Apodidae. Gene Ontology annotation, biological process: G protein-coupled receptor signaling pathway; chemotaxis. The transcript has 2 exons. Bases 203 to 1267 code for a protein of 354 amino acids.
CUUCAGAGCUGCCUGUGUGGAGACCUACCAGUCCCAGGUCAGAGAAAAUAACACUUGGAAGACAGGUGGAGCAUCCUCAGUAAAACACCCAUGACUGCUCUAGUGAAGCUGAAGAUGGACACAUCGUGCUGACUCCUUUUGACUGUGGUAAGAAGAAAAGCGACGGCAGGAAAUUCUCCUUCGUACGUGCCCGCUCAGCACCAUGAUGUCUGGAAAGGGUAAAGGUGGGGCUGAUGGUGCUGGUGUUUCCAACAUUUCAUGCCACAUAGACUCAGAGUUUCGCUACAACCUCUUCACCGUUUUCUACAGCAUCAUCUUCAUUCUCGGCUUUGUUGCCAACUGCUACGUGCUCUGGAUUUUCAGCCACAUUUACCCCAUGAAGAAACUCAAUGAAAUCAAGAUAUUCAUGGUGAAUCUGACAGUAGCUGACCUGCUCUUCUUGGUUACGAUGCCAAUGUGGAUUGUUUACUAUCACCACCAUGGAGACUGGAUCAUGCCUGAGUUCCUCUGCAGCGUGGCUGGCUGUUUAUUUUUCGUUAACACCUACUCCUCUGUUGCCUUCCUGAUGGUCAUCACCUACAAUCGGUACCAAGCUGUGACUAACCCCAUUAAAGCUGCUCAGUUUACUACCCAGAGAAGAGGUAUCUACUUAUCAGCAGCUAUCUGGAUCAUAAUAGUGGGCAGCUCUUUGUAUUACCUUUUUGACAAUAAUACUAAUCAAGAGGAAAUCAAUUCGAAGAAUUUCACGCGGUGCUUUGAGCGCUAUGACUCUUCUGAAGGUGUUUCAGCUGUUCUUGCAAUUCAUGUCAUCAUUUGUGUCCUCUUCUAUAUCAUUUUCCUUUUUAUACUAGGCUGGAACAUCAUCAUUAUCAGGACCCUGUUCUCCAAAUCAGUGCAGCCAAGGAAGAAUGCUCACGUGAAGCAAAGGGCGCUCUGGAUGGUGUGCACAGUGCUGGCUGUGUUCAGCAUAAGCUUCGUUCCUCACCACAUCGUGGACCUGCCCUGGACCCUGACAGUUCUGGAGCAGUGGCAGAAGGAAAACUGUCAGUUGCGCCAACAACUCAACGAUGCUCACCAGGUGACUUUGUGCCUCCUGAGUAUGAACUGUGUGUUGGAUCCAAUCAUCUACUGCUUCCUCACCAAGAAGUUUCAAAAGCAUCUUUCAGAAAACCUGAAAAGCAUGAAAGGGAGUCGCAAGUGCUCCAGGCAAACCACGGACACAGUGCUUGAGGGCACCAUUCACCAAGAGGAUGCCAUCAUGAUCUAGGGUUCUGUUUGCAGGCUGAGAGGCAUGAACUAGUCACUCAAGAAGAGGCACUGAGGGACACAGCAGAGGACCAGGAUAUUAUGUUUCCUUUUUCCCAUUAGGCAGAAGAAUGGACGCUCGUUUCUUCUACCAUGUGCAACUGGUAGAACUGGAACCUGUAAUGAUCUGGCAGAAAAGCACCUCCUGGAUGGGCUGAUGUUCUCACAGCUCAGACAAUACACUUUUACAUGAAAGAAGUGUGUCAUUGAGUCUCUGCAGUGAGCAGCUAGGAGCUUAGUGCACUGAAAUUAUCCAUUCUGUCAGCCCGGAUAGCACUGUCCCUGGUCCUUUGCCUGCCCAGCUCCCAAGAAGCUCCCAGCAGCAGAGCUGCAAGAGUUUUCUGAAAAACCUGGAAGAAAAGACUGAGCUGCUAGCAUCAUCAGGUGACUUUUCUAAGAAGCUUGCAUGGUUCUGUGAAGAGACUCUGAGCUGAAGAAGCUCUUGAGUGGCUAGAAGGCACGAAGUCUGAGGAGUUCCUCAAAGCCAUCAAAGAAGAGAUCUGCACCCCUGAUCCCCUCUUACCUACUCACGUGUUCUGCUGGGGUCCAUACUUGACAGAUGUCUGGGAGCUGCCAUUACAAACUUUUUGCCUUUGCUCUCAGCUCUUGAAUCAGUCAAGUAACUAGUAAGCAAGACACAGAAGAGAACUUGGCAGAGCCUCAGUCCCCAUCCCCAGACCAGCACUAUAUCCAAAGGGGACUGUUGUCUGCCCUGGCCUCUUGUAUGAGAGUUGAACUGGAAAACCAGUGGUCUCUUGCACACAAUUUAGUAAUUUUUGGCUGAAUCCAUGUGUCUGUGGAGAUCCAGUCUCACUUUGGAGGCUCCAGAUAACAGAAGAUUAUUGUCAGCACAGACAUUACAAUAAGAAAAAGCUUAAAAUGCUUCAGCAUCUUAUUUAUUUAAAUGUGGGUUGCAGCAAGCAACUGUACCUCAUUCUGUACCCCAGCUUUUCUAUUUCUGCUGUGAAGAGGUGAAGCUGACUAGUUCUUGAGAUCCUACCAAAAGUGAAGCCAUAGGUCAGGUCGUGGCUGCUUUCUGAGUGCACCAGUGAUGCCAGACGUGUCACUCAUGCACUUGGACAAGCCUGGAACCUCCUGACUCAGGGCUGGCUGCCUGCACUGGGGCCGAGGUCAACAUGGCUUUUCAGGGCUGCUGAAUUCUCUUACCAAUCACGAGAUACUUGAGGUUCCUUUUGUGCCCCAAAUUGCUCAAUCCAGCACAGGAAAUUGGGUGGGGAAGGGAACUUACUUGUUUUCGUAACAGCUUUUAGUUCCCUAAGCAACACAGGAGAGUCUGGUUGGCAACAGAAGCCUGACCUGUGACAUUAUCAGUAUGCAGGGCAGCAGCUCUCCCACACCCAUCAGAGCAUUACAAGGCAAACAUGGAAGAUCUCAAGUCUUUUCAAAGAUAGGAUGAAUGUUUGUAUCAGAUUUUGCCUUUAUUCCAUGGAGAUACAGGUCCAACAUAUCCUAUGUAUCUCCUGAAGAUCCUCAGGGAGCUUUUCUGCUCAUCUGUGCAAAUGAGCAAAAGAACUAAGAUGUUUCUUUCUCUGCUGCCACCUGCCAGGGCCACCCAUGUGCUGUGUUCAGUGCCAGAGGAAAGAAUCUGAUCACAAAGUGACUUCAUUUCCUUCCUGGUCCUAUAAAGGCCACCCAUAAAAAAACACCUGCUGGCACCUCUGAGCAGAGAAACUUCCUCCCUGACCAAGCCUCUCAGCUUUGCCCUUGAAUCUGCAGUUAUCCAAGCCCCAGCACACAGCCAGGAGGGCAAUUUCUGUCAUGGAAAAGCUGAAAUCCCACUUGCUGGAGGAACCUGCCCCUGCCCUCCCCAGAUGGCACGUUCUGAGGAGCUCCUGGAGCUGCAGGUGGUGUGGAGCUUUCCUCUCCUUCCCUUGCCACAGUGGAGCUCUCUUGCUUCACAGUCCACAGAGCACUGAACAGUGUGACAGCUCUUAGAGGAAAUGGAACGGGACUUUACGGGCAGGUCUGUUAAACAUGUGAUCCUCUCCUACUGCUUCCUGGUAAGUUUGCAACAGAGUUGACAAUUUAGGCUACUUACUGUGGGUAAAUAAGAUGCUUUACUCCCCAGAAAACAGCUGAAAGGCCAGAUGGGCUCAGACAGCAAAUGUGAACUUGCAUCUAAGGAAGAGUAAGUGGAGGAAGAAGCCCUGAGGGCACUCGAGGAGGCUGUGUUGCAGUCAUUAAGUCAGUAACAAUGUGCCUCUAAAAACUAGUCUGAACUUUUGCUUCUGUUCCUGGAAUUACUUUCUGGGUUUUACCACAAUGCUGCAUUACUCUGCUUUACUUUACAAUAAAAUGGAUCCUCAAAAGUUCUUUUAAAUAAAGCCUG